Molecule: messenger RNA, 1583 nt
Organism: Colossoma macropomum (tambaqui)
Lineage: Eukaryota; Metazoa; Chordata; Actinopteri; Characiformes; Serrasalmidae
Gene: tspan18a
Product: tetraspanin 18a
Exons: 9
Coding region: 261-1019 (252 amino acids)
Cellular component (GO): membrane
Source: RefSeq, a predicted model, not a curated record
GAGCACAACUCCGCUCGGUGGUUACAGAGAGGUUAGCCCAGCUCAGGGGGAUGAGCCAGCGGGACCGGGCGGUCAGACGACGGGUCAGUUUUAACCACCUUUUCCCUUGUUGGAUAGCCUCGUUCUCGAGCCUGAAAGCGUCAACUUUACUGAAGACACCGGAGUGAAGAGCGGACGCUACACAGAAGAGUUGUGAAGUGGAAUUCUGGGAAACGUCACCUUAACCGGCAGCUCAGAGGGAGAGACAUUUACAGGUACAUAUGGGGCAAGGAGAGGCUUCUGCAAGAGGCACAGCCAUGGAGGGGGACUGCCUCAGCUGCAUCAAGUACCUCAUGUUCAUCUUCAACUUCUUCAUAUUUCUUGGUGGUGCUUUUCUGCUUGGAGUGGGUAUCUGGGUGCUGGUGGAUCCUACAGGCUUCAGGGAGAUCGUAGCAGCAAACCCACUGCUCUUCACUGGUGUCUAUGUGAUCCUGGCUAUGGGUGGCAUGCUCUUUCUGCUGGGCUUCCUGGGCUGCUGCGGAGCAAUACGGGAAAAUAAGUGUCUGCUACUGUUCUUCUUUCUGCUCAUCCUUAUCAUAUUCCUGGCAGAGCUGGCCGCUGCCAUUUUGGCCUUCAUAUUCCGGGAGCAUCUCACCAGGGAAUACUUCACCAAGGAACUGAAAGCUUAUUACCAAGGCAGUAACAGCAGUGACGUCUUUACCGCCACUUGGAAUACCAUCAUGACCUCCUUUGAAUGUUGUGGGGUGAACGGCGCGGAGGACUUUGAUCAGUACAGCCUCUUCAAACGCCUCAACCCCAGCGCUGUGGUGCCUGAAGCCUGUUGCCAGAGGAAUCUAUUAACCAACAAAGAGGAAUGUCUCAAGGACAGUAUGCCCAUCCGUAACAAGGGUUGUUACUCAGCAGUGGUGGACUACUUUGAGACCUACAUCUAUAUGGCUGGAGCUCUAGCUAUCGUGGUGCUGACCAUCGAACUCUUUGCGAUGGUGUUUGCCAUGUGUUUGUUCCGAGGGAUCCAAUAGUCCGUUCGCCGCUGUAAAGAAAGACAUUUCAAAAGGGAAAUGGCUUUAAAAAAAAGAAGAUGUAACAACUGUAUAUAUGUCAUCUCUGUGUUUUUGAGUUGGAAUUGCCAACAGUGACCAAAUUGUACUUCACAGCUGGAACUUUGAGGUACCGGAGCGUAGAAUGGAAAGCAUUACAAACAAGAGAAGCAAAGAAAAUUUCACUCCAGCAGCAGCAUCCUUCUGCAGCCCUUUAACCUGAGCGGAGGGAGACCUUGCACUGAUAUUUGGACGAGUAUUUAUAUAUAACAAUUAAUUCAUUUGUACAGAAAUAGUGUACAUACUUUACCUCCUUCACAGUUGCAUCCGAGCCAUACUAAAAUCUUUCCACGAUGGAUGUGUAUAUGUGUGUGCGUGCACGCGUGCGUAUGUGUGGUGGUGACCCCACCUUCUGUAUUGUAACGUGACGUGUAUUGGAAUAGUGCAUAUUUUAUGUGAUUUUAGGAUAUGUAUGCGUUUGUACUAGUGUCCAUAGUACCUAUACAUGACUUUGAUUGGUAUUAAACAUGAAAAUUCCAAAACUGA